Dermatophagoides pteronyssinus (European house dust mite) is the source of this 3220-nucleotide messenger RNA. It is a transcript of the gene Parp1, whose product is annotated as Poly-(ADP-ribose) polymerase. Gene Ontology annotation, cellular component: nucleus; nucleolus. The record is from RefSeq and is a predicted model, not a curated record. Gene Ontology annotation, biological process: double-strand break repair; protein poly-ADP-ribosylation. Gene Ontology annotation, molecular function: zinc ion binding; NAD+ poly-ADP-ribosyltransferase activity; NAD binding. NCBI's taxonomy places the organism in Eukaryota, Metazoa, Arthropoda, Arachnida, Sarcoptiformes, Pyroglyphidae.
UAUAUUUCUUUUUCAUCAUAUAUCGCGAUACAAACAAUCACUUUGCCGGGCAACUUUUUCAUCACUGAUUCGAAUAGUGCGUUUGUUGAAUCUAAUUUUGCAAAAUUUCAUUCGUUUUUCAAUCCAUAAAGCAAAUGGAAACACCGAAUUUGCCCUAUUUGGCUGAAUAUUCAAAAAGUGGUCGUGCUGGAUGUAAACAAUGUAAAAAAGGAAUUGAUAAAGAUACGCUUCGUUUAGCUGUAAUGGUUCAAUCACCAUUUUUUGAUGGUCUAGCACCGAAAUGGCAUCAUUUUGAUUGUUUUUUUGUUCGUUAUCAUCCUAGAAAUGUUGGUGAAAUUAAAAACUAUGAAAUGUUGAAAUAUGAUGAUCAGAAAAAGAUUGAUGAAAUGCUGAUGAAGAAGCAGGUGCCUGAAACGCAAAAAAACAAUCGAAAGCGUAAAGUCAAAGUAAAUACUUCUCAAGAUUUUUUCGUUGAAUAUUCGAAAUCAAAUAGAGCUGCUUGUAUCAGCUGUACGGAAAAAAUUGAAAAAGAUGAAAUCCGUAUUGGGAAAUUGGAUGACGAUAGUGACGAAGCUAGACGUAUCGGACCAUUCAAACGUUGGUUUCAUGUGGAUUGUUUUCAAAAUAAUUGUGAUGAUCUUGGUUUCAUAUCAUCCGUUGAGUCGUUGAAUGGUUUUGAUGCCUUAAAAUCGGCAGAUAAAAAAAAGUUGCAAAAGAAGAUUUUAUCCUCAAGCAAAAUUGUGAAAAGCCAAACCAAAGUUGAAGAAGAUGAAAAACAACCCAAAGUUGAAGAAAAUUGUGUUAAAAAAGAAUCAAAUAAGGAAGAAAAAGCAUUGAAAAAACAAUCGGAUUUGAUUCAUCGUAAUUUGGAAAUGGUCAAAAGUUUAGCAAAAAACCAGAUUUAUUCAUUUUUCAUAGAAAAUGGAGUCGAAGAAAAGAAUAUUCCCGAUGAUUUUUCAUGUCGUAAAGAAUUUCUAGCCGAUGCAUUGGUAUUCGGAUGGCCAAGAAGUUGUGAUAAAUGUGGAGGAUGUUUUAUUUUUAACGUUUGGCGUUAUGUUUGCAGUGGCAAUUAUGAUGAAUGGACUCGGUGUACCAACGAAAUGGAAAACCCCCCACGAUCAAAAGUGAAAUUCUUCGAUGAUAAAAUACGUGAUAAAUUCAAAUAUAAAUUUAUUAAACGUCAACGUUUGGUUAAUGAAAUGUUUAAAAGCAAGUAUCAGAAAAAUCUGUUGGAAAAACAAAUCAAACAGUCGCAAAUCAAAAAUGAACCAAGUGAUAACGAUGAACAAGAAAAAGGUGUAUUGUCCGGUUACAUCAUUACGUAUUUGGGAAAAGAAAAAUUAGUAUCUGUCAAAAAUAAGAUUGAAAAGUUGGGAGCGAAAUACCGAAAUGAAAUCAAUCCAACUAUAUUGUGUGUCGUUUCCAGUGAAAAUCAUUGGCAUAGCUUAAAAAAAACUAAAAAAAUUAAGACGAUUGAAGAAAUGAAUAUUCCCGUUGUGUCUGAAGAUUUUUUUACAAAUGUUUCGAAUCCUACGAUAUCAGUACAAAAAGCCUUAUUAGAUUCAAAAAUAACAUUUUGGGAUCUUGAUGAAGAUGAAAUCACCAAACGUUUGGAAAAAUUAAAUUCCGUUUCUAAUAUAAAAUCCGCAUUUAAAUCUGGUUCUGGAAAAAGUCAAUCCAAAAGUCAAAAAGUUGUUAUUAAAGAUGGAAUUGCUGUAUAUCCAGAAUCUGAACUCCAGGACAGCGCUCAUGUUUAUAAAAAAGGAAAUGACAUUUAUAGUGUUGUCCUGAAUUUGGUUGAUGUUAAUACGAACAAAAAUUCUUAUUAUAAAAUGCAACUUUUGCAAAAUGAUAAAAAUGAUCAUUUAUUUUUUCUUUUUAAAUCUUGGGGUCGAAUUGGUACGGAAAUUGGCAAUACAAAACUUGAAAAUUAUUAUAAUUUAGGGGAAGCCACUGAUGCUUUUAAACGAAGUUAUUUUGAACGUACUUCAAAUCAUUGGUCUAAUCGUCAUAAUUUUGUAAAACAUCCAAAUUCAUAUUAUCCUGUUGAUAUCGAUUACAAUGACACGAAAGAAACUUCACAAGUGAUAAAAGUUGAAGAAUCAAAAUCUUUGUUGCCUUUACAAGUUAAAGAACUUAUUGCUCUUCUUUUUGAUAUUCAGAAUAUGAAACGAACUAUGAUGGAAUUUGAAUUGGAUCUUGAGAAGAUGCCACUUGGUAAAUUAUCAAAGAAACGAAUCCUUGAAGCUUGUGAAACAUUGAAAUAUAUAUCCGAUUUAUUGGAGCGAAAACCAAUUCCUCAAAACGAGUUGGUUGGAGCUUGUAAUAAGUUUUAUAGUUUAGUUCCACAUAAUUUUGGUAUGGAAAAACCACCAUUGAUAACAUCAUCAAAUAUGAUUUCAACGAAAAACGAAAUGCUCGAAUCAUUGCUUGAAAUUGAAUUGGCUUAUGAAAUUAUCAGUAAUAAUGAAAAUAGCAAUACCACUGAAGAUGCGCUCGAUUUUAAUUAUAGAAAAUUAAAAUCAGAAAUCAUUCCAAUUUCCAGAAAUGACGAUGACUAUAAAUUAAUUGAGAAAUAUAUCCAAAAUACUCAUGCAAAAACACAUAAUGUUUACACAUUGGAAAUAAUCAAUAUUUUCCGUCUUAAUCGAGAAGGAGAGGCCGAAAGAUUUGCUAAAUUUGCUGAUAAUCCAAAUCGAAUGCUGUUAUGGCAUGGUUCACGUUUAACCAACUUUGUCGGAAUUAUUUCUCAAGGUUUGCGAAUCGCACCGAAAGAAGCUCCUGCUACAGGCUACAUGUUUGGCAAAGGUGUUUAUUUUGCCGACAGUGUUUCUAAAAGUGCCAAUUAUUGUUACACAUCCUAUGAUAAUUCUAUUGGUUUAUUGGCUUUAAGUGAAGUUGCCAUAGGAAACAGUAAAGAAUUGAUCAAUGCUGAAUAUGUAGACAAAUUGCCAAAAAAAUAUCAAUCAGUCAAAGGUAUUGGACAAUCGUAUCCAAAUCCUGAAGAAAUGGUCAUCACUGCGGAUGGUGUUAAAGUACCCUUGGGUAAAAUGAUCAACAAUACUAAUCUAAUGAGAGCAUCAUUGCUCUAUAAUGAAUAUAUCGUCUAUAAUGAAGAACAAAUCAAGAUGAAAUAUUUGAUUCAAGUCCGUUUCAAUUAUAAAAAUCUCUUUUAGAUUUAUUUCAUAUUUAAUAUUAACAUUGAAAUUUUUUAAAUUAA